This is a messenger RNA of Tetranychus urticae (two-spotted spider mite), 1589 nucleotides long. The record is from RefSeq and is a predicted model, not a curated record. NCBI's taxonomy places the organism in Eukaryota, Metazoa, Arthropoda, Arachnida, Trombidiformes, Tetranychidae.
AUUUUCUCUCCUAAUAUGUUUAUACGUUAAUAAUAAUAUUACGUUGAGUCAAUUACGUUUAACAUUAUUGCUACUCUAAGAGAGUUAAGCAACGCAAAGUCAUUCAGUAAUAAUGGAUUAAUUCACAGAUGAUUGAAAUGAAACGAUGUAAGUAAUAUUUGAAAGAAGCAAGAAAAUAAUUGUUGAACGUACCAUAUAAACCAUAUCAGCUAGAAAAUCCAAUCCAAUAACCAUGAAAGCAUGCAAAAAUAAAGAUAUCAAUCGAUUAGAAAAAUAAAAUAAUCGUUGCAUGGGGUGAACUGAAUAAGUGCCAAUUGAUAGCCAAGUUUCCUCACAUAAAAUUUUGUUAGGUCAGUCUGCCAGUUUACAUUGAGUUGCAUAUUUUUUUAUCUGAUUCAGGGCAAAAAUUGUUAUUUUAGAAAAAAUUUAUUAAUACAAUCAAAAUUGGAUAAGCUUUAGAAGUUUUAGUGAAAAAUUUUGCUCCUGAAUAACAUAUUUCACAAGAGUUCCAAAUCGUAUUUACGAUGUCUCUGACGCUCGCUCAGACUGCGUCAGCUUCCGGUUGACUAGUACAUACAUAGUUAUUCUGACUAGAAGAGAUCAUCAAGUGAACAAAAGACAAAGGUUUAAUCAAUCAUAAAGACUUCUUUUUGCCUUUGAAACAUUAACUUUAGUAAUCUUUUUUCUUCCCUUUAACAUGGCUCAGACAACAUGGUCCAAAGUUAUUCUUAUUGGUGAUUCGAUAACUCAGACAACAUGGUCCAAAGUUAUUCUUAUUGGCGAUUCAAUAACUCAGUUUGCUUUCUUUGCUGAACAAGGAUGUUGGGGAACUAUGUUGGCUAAUAAAUUACAAAGAGUAAGUGAUGUGAUUGAUCGAGGUUUCAGUGGUUAUACCACAAGGGCUAUUCGUGCAAUACUACCUGAUAUUUUAACCAAAGAUGAUUAUGAAAAGGCUGCUUGUUUUGUGAUACUUUUAGGAUCAAAUGACUGCGUUGAUAACACAACCUUUAUACAUGUUCCGCAAGAACAAUACAAAGAUAACUUGAAUUGGAUAAUAAAUUAUAUUAGAAGCCAGGGUGUUUCUACCGAUAAAAUUAUAUUGAUGACUCCUCCAGUUUAUCAUAAUGACGAUUUUGCUAAAGCAGAAGGUUAUCCACCAAACAUGCCUGUACGACAUCCAGAAGGAUAUGCUGAAAUUUCUAAGAAAGUUGCUGAGGAGAAUCAAGUAGAAAGUCUUGAUUUGUAUUCCAUCACAAAAAAUCAUCCAGACUCAAGAUCUCUCCUGUACGAUGGUCUUCAUCCUAAUAAGGCUGGAGCAAAAGUUAUUUUUGAUUCUUUAUGGCCAUUGGUGCAUAAGCGUAUUGUUGCUUUCCAUGGUACAUUUACACAGAAGUUUCCACCCUUCUAUGAAAUGGAGAAAUCUUUGAACAAAGACUGGAAAAAUUGAGCUUAAUCGGACUGGUACUGAUCUUCAAGUUAUCUGUGACAAUAUCAAUAAUAACAUUUAUCGAAAUUGCAAUUUGAACGGACAAUUAACAAUUUUGGGAGUAUUAACAUGAUUUUUCUAAUUAAAAUGAAAUAUAACUAAA